AAUUCGGUGCAAAACUUACAUCACGCACUUCAUGCACAUUGCGUUUUUGGAUUCGUGCACGCGUAUCACGACGAUUUGCACGUGUAGGGUUACUGUUAAAUUUGUGACCAAUUUCUUCGCAUUUUUUUGCAUUUGCAAAGAUUUAAAUAAAAUUAAAAUGUUAUCAUCCGUUAACAGAAUAGCAUCGGGCUGCUUACGGAGUGGCUCUUGUCUCCGAUCGUUAACUCAACCAAGGCAAUUUUCCAGUUUCUCCAGAACGGGAGUAUGGAGUAUUGUAAACACAGACAACGCACAGCCGAGGCGGUUCUAUGCCUCGGAGGGAGUCAAAGGCAACGUCAUAGGCAUCGAUCUUGGAACGACAAAUUCCUGCGUGGCCGUCAUGGAAGGCAAAGCGGCCAAGGUUCUUGAAAAUGCCGAGGGCGCCAGAACAACCCCGUCAGUCGUCGCAUUCACCGCGGAAGGCGAGAGACUGGUGGGCAUGCCCGCCAAACGUCAGGCCGUCACAAAUUCCAAGAAUACAUUUUACGCCACGAAACGUCUGAUCGGCAGGAGAUUUGACGAUCCCGAAACACAGAAGGAUAUUAAGACAGUUUCCUUUGACAUUGUGAAGGCCAGUAACGGCGACGCUUGGGUCAAGGCUCACGGCAAAAUGUACUCACCGAGUCAGAUCGGCGCUUUCGUGCUGAUUAAGAUGAAAGAAACGGCAGAGAACUACCUCGGGACGCCGGCGAAAAAUGCAGUCAUCACGGUGCCCGCUUAUUUCAAUGACUCACAAAGACAGGCCACAAAAGAUGCUGGACAGAUUGCCGGACUCAAUGUUCUUAGGGUAAUCAAUGAACCAACUGCUGCUGCACUGGCUUAUGGGAUGGACAAGACUGAAGAUAAAAUCAUUGCUGUCUACGAUCUGGGUGGUGGCACCUUCGACAUUUCAGUCCUGGAAAUCCAGAAGGGCGUGUUUGAAGUCAAGUCCACCAAUGGCGACACAUUCCUGGGGGGCGAAGACUUUGACAACGAACUCCUGAAGUACCUGGUUCAAGAGUUCAAGAAAGAUCAAGGUAUUGAUCUGACAAAGGACAACAUGGCAUUGCAGCGACUCCGAGAGGCAGCCGAGAAAGCCAAGAUUGAACUGUCGUCCUCCCUGCAGACGGAUAUCAACUUGCCCUACCUGACCAUGGAUGCCUCGGGCCCCAAGCACAUGAACAUGAAGCUGACGCGGGCCAAGUUUGAGUCCAUCGUAGAAAGCUUGAUCAAGAGGACCAUCGGUCCCUGCAAGAAGGCCAUCCAAGAUGCCGAGGUGGCUAGCUCAGACAUCAAGGAGGUCCUGCUGGUGGGAGGAAUGACCCGCAUGCCCAAGGUCCAAGACACCGUCAAGGACGUCUUUGGCCGCACGCCCAGCAAGUCGGUCAACCCGGACGAGGCGGUUGCCAUGGGGGCAGCCAUCCAGGGAGGCGUGCUCGCCGGCGACGUGACGGACGUUCUCCUGCUGGACGUCACCCCGCUGUCCCUUGGCAUCGAGACCCUUGGUGGGGUCUUCACCAAACUCAUCAACCGCAAUACCACCAUCCCCACCAAAAAGAGUCAGGUGUUCUCCACAGCAGCUGACGGUCAGACACAGGUCGAGAUUAAGGUGUGCCAGGGAGAACGUGAAAUGGCCGUCGACAACAAAGUUCUGGGACAGUUUCAACUCGUUGGAAUACCCCCUGCACCGCGCGGGGUGCCCCAGAUCGAGGUGACCUUUGACAUCGACGCAAAUGGCAUUGUCAACGUUUCAGCCCGGGACAAGGGAACGGGAAAAGAACAACAAAUUGUCAUCCAGUCAUCUGGUGGUCUUAGCAAAGAUGAAAUUGAGAACAUGGUGCAGAAUGCUGAGAGGUAUGCCGAGGAGGAUCGCAAGAAGAAGGAAACUGUCGAGGCCAUCAAUCAAGCCGAGAAUAUCGUACAUGACACAGAGAGCAAGAUGGAAGAAUUCAAAGACCAGCUGCCAGCAGACGAAUGCGAGAAACUGAAAGCCGAGAUUGCCAAGGUGAGGGAAGUCCUGGCCAAGAAGGACACGGAGACGUCAGAGAGUAUUCGGCAGGCAGCCUCCGCCUUGCAGCAGUCCUCGCUCAAGCUCUUUGAGAUGGCUUACAAGAAGAUGGCAUCUGAAAGAGAUCAGAGCGGUGGCAGUGGUAGCAGCAGCGAUGGCAGCAGCGAUAGCAGCAGCGGCACCGACGAGACGGCCGAAGAGAAGAAAGAGAACUAGAAUGGUUGUCCAGGUCGUCAGCUGAACUUAUCCCUACAUUAAUUUAUCGUCUCAUUGGAGCCAAGGGGAAAAUCCAUAAAAAUAAUGCUGACUUUCAGUCCUGUCAAGUUCAAACAGAAUGCAUCCACAUGUGUAGAAUAGAUUAAGGCCUACUCUGCAGAUCAAAGUCGACAUUAGUUGCUGAGAUGUUAGCCCUCUGUUCAGAUUUGCAACACCAUGUUUUGUUAUGAAAUGCAUCAGAACAGCACAUGUCGAGUCGGAGAACUGAGACGUGGUCAGGGUUUUGUGAAUUUGAGAUGGACUUCUGUACUCGAUGUCUAGUACUUGAAGAGCAGAACAUUUAAAAGCACUUACAGUUUAGUACCCAAGUACCUGGGCCCCUAUUCAGUCAACGACCAUUUUGUCAAACACUGCUAGACUUUGCCUGGUAGCCUGUGCAUGAAAUAUACCAUGGAUACCAAGCUGAAUUAACCAGUGCUUGACAAAUGGUUGCUGAUGGAACUUGAUUGUUGUUGGAGUACUGUGUUCAUGGAGGUACAAAUCACAUUGGUGUGUGUGUGGGGGUCGAAUAAUUGAGAGCUUUAAGUCUCUGCAAUUUACAUGAAGAUUUUUAUAUGCCAACUAUUAAAGCCGCGAUGAAGGUUGCUGUGCAGUGCUUACAAGCAUCCAGCUUGAACUUGUACUGCUAAAAAAAUGUCA
Acanthaster planci (crown-of-thorns starfish) is the source of this 2941-nucleotide messenger RNA. Its product is annotated as stress-70 protein, mitochondrial-like. The record is from RefSeq and is a predicted model, not a curated record. Gene Ontology annotation, biological process: protein folding. Lineage: Eukaryota; Metazoa; Echinodermata; Asteroidea; Valvatida; Acanthasteridae. Gene Ontology annotation, molecular function: ATP binding; ATP-dependent protein folding chaperone.